Molecule: messenger RNA, 1906 nt
Organism: Wasmannia auropunctata (little fire ant)
Lineage: Eukaryota; Metazoa; Arthropoda; Insecta; Hymenoptera; Formicidae
Product: monocarboxylate transporter 1-like
Exons: 10
Coding region: 468-1886 (472 amino acids)
Biological process (GO): transmembrane transport; monocarboxylic acid transport
Molecular function (GO): monocarboxylic acid transmembrane transporter activity
Source: RefSeq, a predicted model, not a curated record
AACGAAGAUCGGUCAGUGCUGCGAACGUGUGAUUACUCUGGACACUGCCGCUAACAAUUAUUCGCUAAUUAUAUCAGCCGCCUCCAAUUACUUAUUCAGGCGAGCCGUAAAAACAACUGUGCUGCUGAGUAAGUAAAGAGUGAGUAAUGACGUACGAAUCGGGACAAGAAAUCGUGCAAAGGAAUUUACAGUAAAAUCAAAUAUUUUACGAUUAACGGAGUAGGAGUGGAAACAAGCAGAGAGGAAUAAAUAUAAUAGACAGCAAUACUAUUUGCCGUUUAGUCAGAAGCAGAAAGUCACGCUGUAGUGGUAAGCGUAUUUGAUUGGCGUUUAGCGAGUGUGAUAUUGGUAUUGAUUAGAGAGCGCUCACGUGACGAUGAUUCAAAGAAGAACCGUUGGCAACCUAACUCUCGGCACGUUUUAGCAGUAAUAAUUUAUAGUAAACCACAUAGCUGUUCUCGUGGAUAAUGGCAGAAAACAAGAAAAAUGAGACUAAAGAAAGAGCUCCCGAUGGUGGCUGGGGUUGGUUCGUUUGUCUUGGAAGCAGUCUAAUUACGCUCUCUUUGAGAUCUUUGGAUCCAUCAUUCGGGCUGCUAUUCAAAGAUCUGUUGGAGGAUCUCAAUAUCGAUUCCACAGGGACAUCAAUUAUAAUGGGCACCUUAGAUGCCAUUGUCAAUUUUUCAGGUUUUUUAGUCGGUCCAUUAUUAAAAAGAUAUUCUUACCGACAAGUCGCAUUUUUUGGAUCUUUACUGAGCUGCUGUGGUUUAAUAAUUACAUCGCAAGCCAAUAGUAUGAUGUAUAUUAUUUGUACUUAUAGUGUAUUAGGAGGUCUGGGUACUGGCCUUGCCACGGCUUGCUCCUUCGUCGCACUGAAUACGUUCUUCGACAAAAAGCGUGGCCAAGCAGUCGGCUUUUCCAUGGCGGGAACCGCGUUGGCAAUGAUGCUCGUACCAUUGUUAGUACACUUUCUGCUGGACAUAUACGGAUUUCGCGGCACAACACUUAUCGCUGGGGGAUGGGCAUUGCAUUCUGUAGUGGGAUCAUGUUUGUUACGUCCACUUAAAGAACGACCGUUGCCACCGCUAGUCGAAAUCAAGACUGAAGAACAAGAGAGCGAUGCUUUAUUAAUGAAACCUAAUCCUGGAGAACGAAGAAUGUCAAAUGGAUCAACGUGGACCAAGGAUCAAAACGUAGACAAUGAAUUAACCUCACCCCAGAAGAAAUCAUUCCUGAACAAGAUAAAAACGACUUUUGACUUGGAUCUUUUAAAAAAUUACACGUACUUAAACGUCACUUUAGGUUGCAGUUUCUUUUACGUGUCCGAGUCAAACUUCAAACUAAUGACUCCUUUCUUUCUCUCGAGCAUCGGAAUGACGAAAGCGGAGGUGGCCUUUUGUCUGUCCCUGACUGCGUUUACCGAUAUCCUCGCUAGACUGCUGCUGCCGACGCUAUUCGACAAAUUCGGCUGGAAAAAGCGCAUAAUCUUUUGGAUCUUCUGCCUCCUCGUUGGAAUGAUGCGCUCCAUAUUAGCGGAACAAUCGGAAAGAACACCAUUGAUUGCUAUGUUUGUAAUAGUUGGAUUUUUACGUGGCGCUACAUUGGUAAACUUAAAUCUCUGCAUAUCCGAAUGUUGCACUUUGAAGAAAUUACCGAGUGCAUUUGGAAUAUUUAUGGUGUUUAAGGGAUUAUGCGUAAUCACUAUGAGUCCUGUAAUCGGAUACAUUAGAGAUGUUAGCGGUAGCUACAAGCUGUGUAUUCACGUGAUGACCGCCAUGAUAUUGGUCACAUUUUUCAUAUGGAGCAUUGAAUUUUUAUAUGGUAUCUUUUGUAGACAACUUGCCAUUGUUAAGAAAUUACAACAGCACGUAGCAGAAACUAGCACGUAGCAGUAAUAUUUUUAAUUUAA